UUUACCAACUUUCCUCCUCACCAAACUUCCAAAUUCUUGUCGAACCUCGAGUAGCUAUGAUACCGUGAGUGAAAAAACAACAACGACGAAGUACAUAAAUAAAAGACGUUUUCAAGUGUAUCCGACACAACCCACGUCUCAAAACUUGACUCCUCAACGUAUUCAGUGUUCUGUGCGCGCGCACGUGUUUUUUUUCUACAAAACAUCUUCAAAAUCGCAAUAUUUCCUUUUCUCUCGACUCAUUCAGCUAGGUGUAGGACAUCGCAGUGUCUUUGGUCGACAAUCCCAACGAUUUCAUGAUAGUAACUCAUUGAUUGAAUGUCUCUAUGAAUUACCUAGAGUAAACACGAAAACGAUAAUCAUACUGUAAAAUUCAACUGACAUUUCCCCUCCGAAUCAGGAAAUAAGGAGCUCGGAAAUACGAGUCGCUACUCAAAUUCAUCAGGCGAGUGACUUUUGAUCGUGACAUUUUCAUGUCACGACAUCUGAAAACAAAAACAAAGGAAUAAUUAUCAAUAUCUCAACCAAAUAAUCGGUUUCCCAUUUAUUAAACAAUUCUUCAUUAGCUGUCAGUCCCCUGAGUGGCAUCAUAUACAUUUGUUUUUAAAUCCCCUCUUCUUUUCUUUUUACCUCCCCUCUCCUCUUGUUACUCCAACCCAGCCACCCACUCUCCAUUUCCCCUCAAUUUCUCGUCACUAUCGUACUUUACAACACCGUGAACAUUGGUUAACAACACGAUUGACUCUAAAUUUAGUUAAGUUUGUUGGGUUGGGAUUGUAAAUUGUUUGGCUAACUCUAGUGCCUCUUGUGCCAGAACAAAGACAGAUUAAAAGUUUCACUUUGCUUUUACAUCGUUGAAAUAGUGGUGGAUAAAACUAGUGCCGAGGGAUCUUUUUUUCGUGGCGAUCAGACUCGCAGAGAUAAGUGAAAACGAAAUCUUGGGAAAAUUGGAGUGGAUCAAUUUGACGUGCGAAUUUUAGUCAAAAUUUCAACUACUCUGGAUCUAUGAACCCCAAGGGCCAAGAGGACCCUGGAGAAGAUCUCGCUUCCAGGGUAGGAGCUGAGAGCCCUUGCAGUGACAUGAAGCGAGCAGCAGCCAAGAAGUUAAUCGAACGUUACUUCUACCAGUUAACGGAUGGAUGUGGCAAUCCACAAUGCGACAAUCAGAAUUGUGCAUCUAGUGGAAAGGUGACGAAUCUAACUCCAAAUCAGGCAGCAGCCCAGGCAAUCCAGCUAUUCUCUCAGGAGGCACGUCUCUGCGACGGUACACAGCCCAGCAAAGUUCCCAGGACCUCCCUGGAGUCUGGCCCAGCAUCCUUAGCCAAAAGUUUGCCACCGAAGAGCAUGAAUCCAUCGUGCUCAGUAGAAGGUAAACAAGUACCUUACCUCACCGAGGCAAAGCUCCUGGACAUAAUAGAGCGAUGUAAAUCGGAGGGGAAUUACUCCCUGCUAAUUCGCACUCUGGGUGAGGUGUUCUCCUCAGCAGAGGCACUGAGUAAAAGCUUCCAAAAGACAGAGAAAACCGACUCCCCUCUGUCAGCCCUCCUGGAUCGUGCUCCAGUGUCUCUCUUGGGUCCCCCAAGUGAUUUAAAUAAAGAGGCAGUUAGAGCACUGCAGGGGGAGGACAAAGAGGUUGACAGUAGUGAUCCCUCGCCCUCGGUUCCCCACCCCGACGACACGAGUGUCGAUCUCGAGGCUGUGAGGAGAUCCUUCGCAGCUCUGUGGUCCAUAUCAGGCGAAGAGUUCGAGUCAGCCCUAGUCAAUGCCCUGGUGACCCUCGCCGACAACAUCGAACUGGACCUGAGGGUCUUCGGGAUCAUGCCCUCAGACAGCACAGACACCCUCCUCAAUGUAUUUCUCAUUGUCUUCGAGAUUCCAGUGCUGGGGAGCAGUGAUUACCUGGAAUACGCCCUCCACAUGCUCUGCAAGGCUGCCAGCUGUCUCCCCAUCUCCGCACAAGCUAAAUUAUCGAGGGUCUGGGCUAGGCACUGCAAGACGAGGCUCCCCAGACUCCUCCAAACCCUCCAGCAACUGAUAACCGUGAAGAUGAUCGCUGGAUCCUUCACGAGGGACUAUUGCGUUCAAGACGCCGACACCAUCACAGCCCCCACGAAAGUCAUGAAGAUCUUGUACUACGCAAGCAUGUUAUCCGGAGAACUGGACGCCCCAGAGUUUUGUCAAGACGAAGACGUCGAACCCACGGGAAUUGACAAAUCCCAAUUGACAAACCCCCCGGCUGCUCCACCCCCUCAGGACCCUCUCGCCGUUGAACUUGGGAUCUCUGCACUGGAUGCACGACGUCCCUACAUCGACUUCACUGAUUUUUAUAACGAACUGCUCAGUGAAAUGGUGGAGAUGGACAAAGACUUUGCUUACUACAAGAGCGAGCAACCAAAGAAAUUUAGCUUCAUGAAUUACGCGUUUAUCCUUACACCUGCCACCAAGACUCUUGGGUUGUACUACGACAACAGGAUAAGGAUGUACAGUGAAAGGAGGAUGAGCUUUUUUCAGUCGUACGUUGGACAACCGACGAAUCCUUACUUGAGGCUCAAAGUCAGGAGGGAUUUUCUCAUUGACGAUGCACUCGUUGAGCUGGAGAUGGUGGCCAUGGAGAAUCCGACGGAUUUGAAAAAACAACUCGUUGUGGAGUUUGAGGGGGAGCAGGGGGUCGAUGAGGGAGGGGUUUCCAAAGAAUUUUUUCAACUAGUCGUCGAGGAGAUCUUCAAUCCCGAUUAUGGAAUGUUCACGACGCAGGAGGAGACACAGACUACUUGGUUCAAUCCCACUUCGUUCGAGAGUGAUGCCCAGUUUACGUUAAUUGGUGUUGUACUUGGUCUUGCUAUUUAUAAUAAUGUUAUUCUUGAUGUGCGUUUUCCCAUGGUUGUUUAUCGUAAAUUGUUGGGGAGAAAGGGGAGUUUUGCGGAUCUCGAGGACUGGAGCCCGACGCUCUACAGGACGUUGACGGAGAUGCUGGGGUAUGUGGGGGAUGACAUGCCUGAUACAUUUAUGCAGACUUUCAAGGUCGGGUACAAGGAUGUUUUUGGCUCUGUGCUGUAUCAUGAGCUCAGGGAGAAUGGGGAUGAGGUUUAUGUGACGCAGGAGAAUAAGAGGGAGUUUGUGGAUCUUUAUGCGGAUUUUCUGCUCAAUCGCUCGGUCGAGAGGCAGUUCAAGGCCUUCAGAAGGGGAUUCCAGAUGGUCACUGAUGAGAGCCCCUUGGCCCUGUUGUUCAGACCUGAGGAAAUUGAACAGCUCGUUUGUGGAAGCAAAGUCUUUGACUUUACAGAACUCGAGGCUGCUACCGAGUACGACGGUUACACGGUUGAUAGUGAUGCGGUGAAGAAUUUCUGGAGAGUUGCUCAUGCGUUGCCAUUAGAGAGUCAGAGGAGACUGUUGCAAUUCACCACGGGAAGUGAUCGAGUGCCAGUUGGAGGAUUGUCGAGGUUGAAGAUGGUUAUUUCGAGACAUGGUCCUGAUUCUGACAGACUGCCCAUUGCUCACACAUGCUUCAACACACUUCUACUCCCCGAUUACUCAUCACUGGAGAAACUCGAGGAUCGCUUGUUGAAAGCCAUCAACUACUCCAAAGGCUUUGGAAUGCUGUGAGCAAAAAAAAUGGAAAAAUGCUUCAACCUCAAACGUUACAAUCCCAAACCCCUGAAACUGGUGGAACUCAUGUGAAAUGAGAACUGAAGAGGACUGACUCUUCAUUCUCUUGAAACAUGAACAAUCAAUCUGGCCUAUGUUUCUUCGUGGAUGCGAGGAGAUUAAACAUAUGGAUAAGUCAGGGCUUUCGUGAUCAGUGUAAUAAAGAGGAAUAUCAGAAAGUCAUGAAGCCCCUUCGUUUCCUCGUUCAAACAAAUCCCCCAAUCUACUUUUCACCGGUUUUCAGUCUCUUAGAGCAGCUUGAAGUGGACCUAUCGAUGUCCUAACGCAUCGCGUGAAAAACAUGAGAAAAUUAUGUGCUAAUUGUGCGCGAACAAUUGUCCAAGAGUGAAAACAAAUUAUAUCAUGGCUGUUAUAAAAAAAAAGAACUUUAUUUUCCAUUGUGUUUGAUUUCUACAGGCAAACAUACAUUUACACAUUGUCCUUCGUUCUAAUUAUAUUGGAAAUAUAAGAUGAAACGAAGAUUAAAAGAUCAAGUGAGAUUUAACAAUACCUUUGUAAAAAUACAAAUUUGUAAUCAUGAUACUGUAAGAGUAAUUGAUAAUAAAAAAAUGGCGAAAUGCA
Diachasma alloeum is the source of this 4227-nucleotide messenger RNA. RefSeq names its product ubiquitin-protein ligase E3A (gene Ube3a). Bases 1006 to 3603 code for a protein of 865 amino acids. NCBI's taxonomy places the organism in Eukaryota, Metazoa, Arthropoda, Insecta, Hymenoptera, Braconidae. The record is from RefSeq and is a predicted model, not a curated record. Gene Ontology annotation, biological process: protein polyubiquitination. The transcript is spliced from 6 exons. Gene Ontology annotation, molecular function: ubiquitin protein ligase activity.